This is a messenger RNA of Neocloeon triangulifer, 8115 nucleotides long. RefSeq names its product serine/arginine repetitive matrix protein 1-like. The record is from RefSeq and is a predicted model, not a curated record. Bases 5187 to 7886 code for a protein of 899 amino acids. NCBI's taxonomy places the organism in Eukaryota, Metazoa, Arthropoda, Insecta, Ephemeroptera, Baetidae. The transcript is spliced from 6 exons.
AAUAAAUUAAGGACUAUGCUGUAGUUCAGCCCUGAAUGUUUCUUACUUAGUCUCGAAGACUUCUGGCCCUAACUUAAUGGCCCUGAGGGUUUCUACCCUGACUUUUUCACUAAAAUCUCUCGGACUUCUGAAGUGAAACAACUCGUGUUCUUGCAGGAAAAUCAAGACUAAAGUAAUUUAUUUGUCUGCCGCUAGAGGGCUCACAACACCUCCCUCCUGAGAUUUGAACAAAUAUGCAAAUGAGAAUGGAAAUAAAAAUUGGAAAUCAAUUUAAUUCAAUUACUUGAAAAGUUAUUGACGAAUUUUAGAAGUUCGAACAGGAAAUUGUACAGUAUUAUUUUCUUGAUGUGUUUCUUGCUUUACAAAAUUAAAUUUAAUUUCUCACUUCACUUAACUGAAUUAUUUCUUGGUCACAAUGAAAUCUUUGAAUUUAGCAGGCAAUCCGGCAGCUCUUUGAGAGCGCCUAGGUGGAGUUGGUUGGACUCGAGUGGGACUCGGCACCGACAUUGGUGAUUUGUCUGGUGGUUCGCUCUUCGCCAAUCCACUUCCCAGGGGGCCCUGAUUCGGUCCAUCCUUCUGCUCCGAAUCAAGGACAGGAUCAGGGGCCACGUCGGGGCGGACUCUGGGCACUUCUUGGACCACUUGAGGUGGCUCUGGCGGUGUCUCGGCAGGUCUGAUGAUUUUCUUGAUCUGGUCAGUGUGUCGCUCAGUCAAGCCUGCCUCUGUCUCCACCAGCACUCGUCGAGGACCCAGCUGGGUCACCACGGCUCCGGCUUCCCAUUUCACUUUAGGGUUUCGGUAGCUCCGGAGGACCACUGGCUGGUCAUCUGGCACCAACUUCAAAGGCUUUUCUGCCACGGCAGCUGCCACUUUCUUGUCCCGAGCUGCCUUUUGGUUUACGACAGCCGACGCUGGACGAGUCUUGUCCAGAAGGGUGUGCGGUCGUCGACCCAGGUUGAACUCUGCAGGUGACACUCCUCCCAGUGCAGAACUUGGAGUUGAAUUGUGUCCCAACAGAAAACUGUCCAGUCUUAGCUCCCACUCUUUCUCAGGCACUUUCUUCAAGAAAUAUUUCACAGUCUGCACAGUCUUCUCUGCAAGUCCGUUAGUUUGGGGGCUGUACGGAGGAGAGUAAAUUAGUUCAAUUCCAUUCAUUUCACAGAACUUCUUAAACUUUUCAGCUCGGAAUGCAGGCCCAUUGUCACACACCAAAAUGUCACAUAAGCCCUGCACUCGGAAAAGCUUUCUGCAGUACUUGAUAGCCGUCUCAGUCUCCAAGUUGUUCGUUCUCUCGGCAUCAAUCCAGUUGGAGAGUCCAUCAGCUGCAACAAUGUAGCUUUUGCCAUGCACCACUUCGAAGAAGUCCAGAUGCACUCUGCUCCAUGGACGAUGGGGCACCGACCACGGAAUGAUGGGCGCCUUCGAUGGCGCUCUGUUGGUGAUGGCGCAAGGCAUGCACGAGAGCGUAACCUGCUCGAUUUCCUCGUCCAUGUUUGGCCACCAAAAGUACGUCCUGGCCAAAGUCUUCAUUCUCGUCUGGCCAAAAUGAUUCAAAUGUAGAAGUCCCAAGACUUUGCUCCUCAAGUCUCGGGGAAUCACUGCCCUUCCUACAAAGGUAAUCACACCAUUAGUGGAUUUCAAAUCUCUCCACCUUUUUCCAAAUUCUCCAUCUUCACUUGUUAAAUUAUCAGGAUGUGUACCUUGAAGGAUUUUCUGUUGAAUACGUCUGAGCUGCUCGUCCUUCUCAGUGAACUCUCGCAACUCUUGCAGCGAAAUGUGGCUCUGCGGCAACUCGAUAGCCUGCAAGAAAGCUACUCGAGCCUCCUCUUCCUCCUCUUCAUCUUCAAGGACGGGCAGUGGCAGCCUAGACAGACAAUCAGCAUUGCAGUUUUCUUUUCCAGGGCAAAACUUCAGCUCAAAAUUAUAUUCUCUCAGGAACAAGCAAUACCUUUUCAGCUUGCUGGAGAGGUCAUCAGACAUUAACUUUCCUUUGCCAAAAAUCCCCAGCAGCGGCUUGUGAUCCGUCAAAAUUUCAAAUUGUUGUCCCCACAAGUAAUUCUUCAGCUUUUUCACGGCCCAGACAAUCGCAAGUGCUUCCAGCUCAACCUGCGAAUAAUUUAAUUCACUUUUCUUCAGUGCUCGUGACACAAACAUAACUGGUACCUCUACCAUUCUGUCCUCCAGCUGGCUCAGUACGGCGCCCAGCCCCUUCCUGCUGGCGUCGCAGGCCAACCGAAUUCUUUUCUUUGGGUCGAAGUACGCCAAGCUGAAUGAGUUGACCAGCAACUUAGUCAUCUUGUCCAUAGACUGCUGGCACUCAGGGGUCCAAUCAAAUGGAACGCCCUUCUUCAACAACCUGUAGACCGGAAAAAGAAUUUGAGCUUUGUUUGGAACAAAUCUGUCGUAGUAGUUGAAAUACCCUAGCAAGGCUCGAAGGUCUUCAAUACUUUGUGGUGGUGGCAUUUUCUCCAGCGCCUCCAGCUUGUCCUUCUUGGGCUGGAUCCCCUCUUGAGUGAAGGAAUAUCCCAAGUACUCCAACUCUGGAACGCAAAAUGAGCACUUGGUCAGUUUCACUUUCAGCCCAUUUUCUAUAAAAAUUUUCAGGACUGCUCUUGUUUUCUGAAUCAGUUGUGCUCUGGUAAAUGCAAAAAUCAGGAGGUCAUCAAAAUACACAAUCACUCCGGAGAUUUUGCAAACUAAUCCCGAAAUCUUCUUUUGAAAAAUGGGGGGACACACGGAGAGCCCUGGGGGCAAUCUCAAAAAUCUGUAAGUACCUUUGUGAGUAGCAAUUGCGAGCACCUCCGAUGACGCUUCAUCCACAGGGAACUGCAAGUAUGCGUCUGCCAGGUCAAUUUUGGUGAAGAAGCACCCCGGCUUGACCUCGGCGAGCAGUUUGUCAAUAGUGGGUAGCGGAAAAUCAGCUGCUGAGCACAAAGGGUUGACGGUGGCGCUGUAAUCAGCACACAGGCGCACUCCCUCCCCCUUCUCCACAUACACUACCGGUGUAGCCCACUCGCUGAACAUCACUUUUUCGAUGACUUUUCUUCUUUCUAACUCAUCAAUUGCAGCACUCGCUUUCUCCUGCAGUCCGAACGGCACACGUCUGGCGGAGUGCCGCACCGGUGUAGCUCCUUUCUUGAGCGGAAUGUGAACCGGUUCUCCCUUCCAUUUUCCCAGCACCGGUUCAAAAACUUCUUUGAGAUCUUCAAAUUCUGGCGGCACUUGUGUCAUCUUGAAGAUCUCCGGCAGUCUUUCAGGGUCAGGUGGCUCCUUUUUCAGGUCCACUGUCUUCAGAAUAAUGGGCAACUCCACUGCAAUUCCUAGCUGCUUGAACCAGUUCCUCCCAAGCAACGAAGGUCCACUCUGCUCCAUGACCAACAGUUCAAGGUUCACCGGCUUGCCACCUUUUGGAGUCACUUUCACCUGAACUUUUCCUGCUGCCCUAAUUUCCCCUUGCUGACCCCACGCCUUCAUCCGCACAUUGCUUGGAAGCAACGCUUUUCUGUCUGGGAAAUAUUUAUCAUAAGUGGAGAGUCCAAUGAGCGAAAAUGUCGCACCAGUGUCCACUUCCAACAUCAAGGGCUUGCCAUUCAGCAGAAUUUCCAACAUCAGCUUCUGGUCUGCUGAAACUGGUGGCUUGCUUGUGGACUCCACUCUUAGCAGGUAAUUUGUCACUGCCUGCAAUUGUUCUUGGCCAUCGCUUCCACUGGCCUCAUCUUCUCCCUCUUCUUGGUCCUCCAGAUGGUGCGCUGCCUUCUGAGUAGAACUUCUGCACACUUGCUCAACGUGCCCUUUUUUCUUGCACUUCUUGCAGGUUAAUUUGUCUCUGACCUUGCAUUUGAAGAAUUUGUGCCCGUCUUUACCACAGGCGAAACAGGUGACCUGUCCAUGCUGCUUUUGGUCACUACCUUGCUGACCUUGACCUUUUUUCCACUGGGACUUUUUUUCUUGGCCAAUUUUGUUCACUGUACCCUGCGAGCUACUCAGCCCAAGAGCCUUUGCGGUCAGUUCAGCUCGUUCAUGUGCGAGGACCUUUGUCUUUACAAAAUCUAGAGUCAACUUUGCAUCCUCUUCAGCCAGCAGCGUUUGCUUCAGCCGCAGGUCUCGCAACCCUGAAAUGAUCUUGGGCACUAGCAACUCAUCCGUUUUUGAGAAUUUGCAUUUCUUGGCCAAACUAGUCAGCUCAGCUAGGUAUACUGCAGCUGAUUCAUCAGGUCCUUGGACUCUCUGGUUAAACUCAUUUUUAUAGACAAUAGUCUGCGGCUCUGUUUGUCUAUAAUAAACUGCCAACCUCUCAGUCAGCUUCGCAAAGGUGAUGGCCUCAAUCCCUUCAGGGUCACUCACCUUGCAGAAGACCUCAAACGCUUCUUCACUUUGAUGAUCAACGAACAUGUUCUUCUUGUCUGCGUCCUCUGUCACCUUCUUCACAGCGAAAUGGAACUUCCACCUGCUCAGGUACUGGCUGAAUGACAGAACCCCUUUGGGGUCAAAUGAACCAAUUACUUUCGCUUUAUCACUCAUGUUGGAUUCAAUAAAUACCCUGGGAAAACCCGGAUGACCGCUUGCUUUCUUGAUUUUCAACGAUUAAAUCCUGCUUCCACACACGCGAAUUCUCUCUAACGAUGAUGGCGGCCACACGAGGUUCAGUUUUCUUGCUAUUUCUCCCUUAGACUCGUCGCCACUUUGCUGUAGUUCAGCCCUGAAUGUUUCUUACUUAGUCUCGAAGACUUCUGGCCCUAACUUAAUGGCCCUGAGGGUUUCUACCCUGACUUUUUCACUAAAAUCUCUCGGACUUCUGAAGUGAAACAACUCGUGUUCUUGCAGGAAAAUCAAGACUAAAGUAAUUUAUUUGUCUGCCGCUAGAGGGCUCACAACAGACUAUUAGAAAAUUUUCACUAGGAGUUUCCAAAAAUUCAGAAUUAUUGUGUAAAACAUUGAUCUACAAUUUUGAGCGGUUGGCGUCGAUCUCCGGUGCCAUCGGCCUCUGAAAAAUCCACACCCCCUUUGUUGUUAGCAUCUUGAACUGUCGUCUACAGCGACCGCUGCAGCAUUUUCUUUAUUUUUGAUCAACUUUGCGAACUUUUUUCGAUUUCAUUGCGUCUAAAACCUACACUGAUUUUGAUCGGGUAAUUUUCUAACUUUUGACGCCAAUUUAUCAUCUGUGAUGCCAGAAAAAAGGUGAAACUAUGAUGUCCCCAGCAGAAGAAGGUGCUGCUUCUGAACCGGAGUUGGACGCGGAACGCGAGCCCGAAUUGGAGGUUGAUGCCGAAGAAAAUGGUCAGAUUGAGCCUAAAGCCGAAGAGGCUGUUGCUAACGAGGUCCUUGGCAUAAAAGAUUCAGACCAAGAAGAACGUAAAGAAAAUGGGCUUGAAAAUGGAGAUAUCCACGAAGAAGAAGGCGAAUUGGAGCCGGAGAAGACUGCAGAAGAAUUUGCAGAUGGCGAAAAUAAGGAUGCACAUCACCAAGAACCUGUGCUUGAUGACGACCGAGAAGGGACUCCUACCUUGGACGAAAACCAGCCCAUCGGUUUGGAGGGUUUGGAAACUGAGCCUAUAUCAGAAGAGGAGGAGCGGGAAGCCGAGGAAGGAGAGAUUAUUGGUGAGGAGAAAGUGGAAAUAGCUUGGAAGAAGCCCAGCAACAGAAGGAACUACCGGGACAAAAGGGCCAAGCCUGAAGAAGAAGAACAUCAUGAGGAAGCGCCAAAACAACGGGCACCAGACAACAGAAGAAGGGAAACCAGAAAAAGAGAAAAAAAGAAACAGAUAUUGACAACUAAUCGACGUAAGGAUCUAGAAAGGUAUGAUGUGCGCCGUGUGGUAAAUGAACGAAAGGAUAGGCGCCCUAGCACGGACCGAUUUGGUCGUGUUGCCAGGCGGGAGAGGCGUAGUGAAGAGCAGGGAAGACGAAGUGAAGAGCGAGGCAGAAGAAGUGAAGAACGGGGCCGACGCAGUGCAGACCGAGGCAGACUGAGUGAAGAACGAGCGAGCCCUGAGCACAAGAGACGACGACGCAGUCCUGACAGACGUCAUUCGGCUGACAGGAAGCGUUCUGUUGACCGACAGGAUUCAGUAGAAAGAAGGUCCACGCCUGAAAGAAGAAAACACACGCCAGACCGGCGGAAGGGAACACCGGAAAGGAGGAAAGUAACACCUGAGAGAAGAAAAGGAACGCCAGAGCGGAGGAAAACCUCUCCAGAGAGGAGAAAGAACUCCGCAGAAAGAAGAAGAAAUUCAGCAGAGAGGAGGAGGAACUCAACAGAAAGGAGAAGAAACAAUUCUCCGGAGAGAAAAAGACCUUCUUCCGAGCCAAGGCAGCACUCUCCGGACAGACGAAGAUCUCCAAGGCGGUCUGUAGAAAGACCGCAGAGUCCCAUCAGACGCCGCAGUAGGGACAAAAGACGCAGUCCAGAAGUUUGGCCUGAGGCUCGAAGACCCAGUCCAGAUACCAGACGCAGCGUCCAUGAGAGACUGGGCUUCAGAGUUCCAGACGUGGAGCAGGUCGAACGGCGGAGGCGCAAACGGAAGAAAGAAAAGCGCAGGAAGGAGGUCAUUGCUAGAGGAAACAACAUUCUUAUUUCCGUCAACUUCAAAAAACAACGUGAACGAGAGCCUCCGCAAGAACGGCCUAGGACGCCAACGCCACCCCCACCGCCUCCACCACCCCCACCGGCAGUUAAGGAAAAAAAGAAAAAGGAACGGAGGAAAAAAAUUGCCAAAAUGGCCUCUAAGAAACGACCCAUAGCCGUAAUAAAUCUUGAAGCCGAACCUGCACCGGAGGUUGUGAUUCCCGAAGGUCCAAAGACCCCACCUGAGCCGCAGAUAAAAUUCAGCAUUAUGACCAAGACCAAUCUAAAGCCGGUAGUCAACCCCUUGCACGAGGAUGAGGAGGAUGACGAAGAAGCUGCUGAGGGUGAAGCCGCUCCAGAAGUUGCACCAGAAGUCAUACAACCUGAAACUGCUGUUGAAGAGACCACCGAAGUGUACAACCCGUUCGAACCCACCAACUCGCCUGUGGAAGAAGCACAGCAGGCAGAACCAGAAGAGGAGCCGCCUCCAGAAGAUAAGCCAGCAGAAGAGCCGCCCCCGGAGACUCAGGUCCAACCUGAAGUGCAAGAAGUUGCUGUGGCGGAGACUGUUGAAGAGCCACCCAAGGUUGUCAAGGCAGCCAGUCCGCCCAAAACGCGGCCGCCGCCACCUGUGGUGGCCGUUCCGCCCUUGGCCGCCUCUUUGGUGCUUCCUUCGCAGCUCAACCUAGUGCCACUGCUUCUGCAGGCCGCUCCUACACUUUUGGCUCAACUUCGACUACCCAGCGUCGUGCAGACACAAUUGCCAGACACAACCACUGACGUCGUGGACAUGGAACUUGAAUCUCCCUAUUCUCCUGCUGCAUCAGAAGGAGAUGAUCUCUUUGAGCCUCCAACCGUAAGAGAGGCUAAAAGGACAAAAAGGGCUCCAGCUCCUGAAAACAAGGCACCAGCAGAUAAAUUUGACGCUCUCAGAGGCGCCUGGAAGUCUAGGACAGGAGGCUCAUCCAAGCCUGGAAAAUCUGGCAAGGGCAAACGGGAAGUGGCAAUCAAAAUGGAUGAAGACCAACUACGCAUUCUUGAUGAAGUGCCAAGCUCAGCAGUUGAACUACAAGUGAAAGAAAAGUACUUAAAAAAGCUGAACCACCAAGAAAGAGUGGUGGAUGAGGUUAAAUUGGCCCUCAAGCCGCACUACGCCCGCAAGAAGGUCAACAAGGAGCAAUACAAGGAAAUUCUUAGAAGGGCAGUGCCAAAGAUCUGCCAUACUAAAACUAAGGAGAUAAAUCCUCAUAAAGUGCGCAGACUGGUGAACGCCUAUGUUAAGAAAAUAUGCGGCAGCAAGAGCAAGACAAGUGCUGCGUAAGUAAGCUGUGACAAAUACAGAUAAAGACAUUAAGGUACAGUGUGUAAUUUAAAGUAUGUGACUGAAUAGGAAAGUUUUUAUUUAUGAACCAGCAAUUAUUUUAACUCUUUGAGUUGAAUUAUUGAUAAAGAUGCAAUGAAUUUAAUAUAAGGUAAAUCAAAACCUUUUGCUGCGCUGCAAAAUUUUAAUUGUAUUGAGAAAUAAAUACAGCUAAGAUUUGUGAUGCGUU